Scatophagus argus is the source of this 3590-nucleotide messenger RNA. It is a transcript of the gene exoc3l4, whose product is annotated as exocyst complex component 3-like 4. NCBI's taxonomy places the organism in Eukaryota, Metazoa, Chordata, Actinopteri, Scatophagidae. Gene Ontology annotation, biological process: exocytosis; exocyst localization. Gene Ontology annotation, cellular component: exocyst. The transcript is spliced from 14 exons. The coding region runs from base 275 to 2572 and encodes 765 amino acids. The record is from RefSeq and is a predicted model, not a curated record. Gene Ontology annotation, molecular function: SNARE binding.
UGUUUGAGUUUAAUCAUUAACUCAUCCUUUCUAUUUCGAAUUCCUCCUGAUGACAGCAAGACUGGCUGAGUUGUGUCGCGUCAUUGCGCUUUCUCAAUUAACUGCUUGCUUGUUUGAUUUAUUAAGUUUCACCUUCCAGGAAACAGGAUUCAACACCUCUUUGAUUAAAUCCAAACCUGUUUUACCGUAAAGGUACAGAAAGUGAAAGGAAGAAAUAAACACACAGCCAUUGUCUACCUGAGCGUCGCAGUUGGAUGUCACACAAGAGGACGAGAUGCCACAAAUGAUGGAUAAACCGACCGAAAAUCCCAGUGAGGACAGAGCGUCCCUCGAGAGCAACGGGAAGACGCCGACCAACGGUGUUUUCCAUUCAGUCAGGACCAGCAUUCAGCAAGUGGUCGAGAAUAUCCCGCAGUCACCCAGUCUGAGCGCUGGCUCUCCCGUGACCUCCCCUCUCAAGAACAUCGCAGGAUUUUUCCAGAAGAAAAAGGAAGACGAGGCUGAAGACCCCCCAGGAAGGAAGAAAGGUCUGAAACGUUCACAGACAGCUCCCAACAUGGCCUGGGCCGGCGGCUCCAUGAGGAACACAAUGAGGUCCAUUCGUCAAAGCCUGAGAUCGAACAAUAAGACGGACAUCCCCAUCUCUAAAGUCCCAGCAGGGGACCAGAAGGAGGAGAAGGAAGGGGAGGAGGUGGUGCAAGAGGAGGUGGUGCAGGAGGAGGUGGUGUGGGAGGAGGCGUACACGCUGCCGGAGAUACCACACACACCACUGUCAGUGAUGCAGAUCAAUAAGCUGAUCGACAUGGAGGUGCUGGAGGAGGCUCACCUGAACCUGCUCGCCCUGCGACAGGAGUUCAAGCAGGAAUAUAGUGGGGAGGACUCGCCCAUGCAGCUGGCCAAGAAGGAAAAAGACCUCAGCCUCCUCUAUGGAUAUCUGAGGGAAAAAAUCAGCACCAUCGUGCGCAACUCCAACUCUUUUCCCUCCAGAAACAAGGAGCUGCUGGUUCUCGUGGCCCGCAUCAUCCAAGAGGAGGAGAGGAGAUCUGACGAAUGCGGUGGCCUUCAAGACAGCUGGAUGGGGAGCUGGAGGGAGGCAGUGGGUGAAGGGGUGCAGAUGAAGGUGGACAGCGUCCACCUGGAGCAGAGCGAGCAGAACAUCUCCUGGCUGGCAGUUCAUCUGGGUCUGCUGGGUAAGGCCAUCGUGGAGGACCUGGAGAACGUGAAGAGGGAGCUGCAGUCGUCGUACCCACCCAGCUUUAAAGUCUUCAGCACAUAUGUGAACAGUUACCACAGAGUGCUGGGGCAGCACCUGAAGAAGCUGGAGCAACAGGUGACAGACCUGAAGGACAUGCAUGCUCUGCUGGACUGGAUCAUCAACCGCUACAAGAGUGAUAAGAUCAUGGGCAGCGCCUUCCUGCAGGCAGACAUGAAGGACGAGAGCCUCGAUCUGCAGCUGGAGGACGACUUCCUGGAAAAGCUGAGGGACAAAUACUGCUGCAGAGUGAAGGAGGACCUGAGCUUUUCACUGACCAGAAUCACUGACAUUGAAAAUGAGGAAGUUUGGAUGGAAAAGAAAGUACACAGUGACACAGUGGAGGACUUCCCCACCUCCAAUAUUGUCAUGGACAUCUGGACGAGAGUGAAGGGAUUUAUCCUGAUGUCUGGAAAAAUUGAUGCUCAGCUGAAACAGAAAGUUACGUGUUCCUGCCUUGAAGAGUUGAAACAGUUCCCCAAGAGGUUCGAGACGGAGUUCAGGUCUCACUGCAGCUCUCUCAGACCACAGCCUCUUUGGACAGACUAUCAGAUAACCUACAUCAACAGCUUCUCUGCCUUACAGCAGCCCAUGGAGGAAUACCAGGCCGCCUGUCCGGAUGAGGUGGAAGGGUUCAGAAGAGAGGUGAGGGGGCUGAUCGACCGGCUCAUGGAGGACCUGGAGGACCAGUUCAAAGAGAGCGUGAAGCCGUACCUGAGGAGGAUGAUGACGAGGAAGUGGCUCACCAGCGACGAGGACUUUAAGCAGCUUCAGAAUCAGACUAAGCUGCUUUCCCUGCCCUGCUCCCGAAUGAGACCUCCACACGCCCAGGAGUUUGCGAGCAGACUGCACUACCACGUGGUAAAGGAAUACAUCGGUCAGCUGAUGAAGAAUAACUACUCGUGCAAGAAUCGGAAACACGAGAAGGCGGCGAUGAAGAUCCGAGAGCAGUGUUGUGUGCUCAGGGAUCUGUUUGAGGAAAUGAAGUCGACCCACGAUUGGCUCCACCCAGUCGGAGACGACCUGAGUGACAUCAUGGCACAGAACAAGGCGAACAUUAAGGACCACCUGCAGCCAAUCGUGGAGCACUACCCCGACUUCAGCAAGAAGCACCUGAUUGCUGUCCUGUAUUUCCGAGGUCUGCUGAGAGGCCGCAAACACCGGCUGAUCCUGCAGAGACUGUCGGAGUUGAAACGGAGCAGCGGCAACGGCGGCAACAGGGGACAAGUUUUAUUCGGCGACAUGCAGGUCGCCGUCAACACUGACUGUCUGUCCAGUCUGCCUUUCUCCUGCCUCAGCUUCCUGCGGCCCAACAACUAGUGCGACACAGUGGAACGAUCAGUUUGACACAAGUUAAGGUUUCAAUUUAAACAAAGUCUAAAUUAAAAUCAAAUGACACACUUCCACUGUUUUCACACAUUCAACACUGCAGGCCUACACACGUGUGAACUUCUUCUGUUCUUUUAAGAGCAGAAAUUAGUCCAACAGAUUCAUGAAGGUCUCCUCGAACACACCAGUGCAGAAAUGCCUCAUGUGUUAUCACUUGUCAGACUUAUUAAAUGUGACGUGUUGCAUAUUAAGGGUUUCGGGCAUCGUGAGGAAAUUGUUUUCUGGGAAGAAAAUGUUACACCAGCUAAUUUGGAGAAAAUUCAAAGUUUGUCGGGAAUAAAGAGAUUGUGUAACUCUGAGUGUGAAGCUCUCACCAGAUGUAGCAAAUAAAAGGCAGGUUUCGAUGCUGUGAGGAGCUUUUCUCUCAGCAACUCGCUUCUGCGCUGGAUUUAUACUGUUUAUAUUGGACGUCAGUUUGAGAUUAAAGUGUCAUUAAAACUAAUAAAAACUGGAACAAUCUGAAACGCUGCGUGUCUCAAUGCCAUGACUGAGUCAUGUGCUGUUGAUCAGGGAGAUGAACGAGCGCGAGUCGUCCAAACCGCCUUCAGCCUUCAAAAUGAGAGUUUGUGUUUUAUUGUGAAAUCUGUGUCGUCUUUCUGUUGACUUUGUGCGUGUUCACAGCUGCUGGAACUCGCUUGGUGUGGUUCUCUUUGCACAAGUUAUGCAUUUGUUGAAUAAUUCAGUUCUCCUGUUUUUGUAAAUUGUUCAUAUGGAAUUAAGAGUCCGUAUUUGUUAUCUCAGGCUGUUUUUCAGAGUUUUUCAGCUUCCUCUGCACUGUGACACCUGUUUCAGGUAGUUCCUGACAAUUAUAUGAGUUUAAAUAUGAUAUUUUUUCUGUAUAUUUUGAUUUUCAUAUGUGCAAAUGGUGCCCAAAUGGGUUGUCUACAAAUAUAUAGCUUUGGGAAUUGUAAACCUAUUUAAUUUUUCUUAAUAAAACAUGCAAAACCAA